This is a messenger RNA of Prorocentrum cordatum, 1641 nucleotides long. The record is from the annotation of a GenBank genome assembly. Lineage: Eukaryota; Dinophyceae; Prorocentrales; Prorocentraceae.
AUGUCAGCGACGCAGGACCACGCCGUGCUGGCGGACAUGGGCUGCCGCAACACCGUCUUCAACGCCGCGGCGCAGUCUGCGGCAAAUGACCUGCGCUGUGCCGCCACUGCCGAAGCCAGGGGCCAGGACCUCGCGCAUCUCGCCGCGGCUGGCGUAGGCUACCUCCGCCUCGAGCUCGUCGACGAGCCCGCGGAGGCGGUGGGGCCCCUGGUGCGGCACUACCACGGCGCCCUGCGCGGCGAGGUGGGCCCCCAGGAGCUCUGGGAGUUUCUGGAGCGCCUCCCAGACAGCAACGGGCGCAUGCAGGGCGUCGGCAGCGGCUCCUUGGACGACGGGGGCUGGCGCGCGCGGGCCCCGACGUCCUUGCGCCCCGCCGCGUCUGCCACCCGCCGCGGACCGAAGGAGAGGGGGGAGGUCAAGAUCUCGUACGGCAGCGGCGUCGUGGUCGGCUAUUCGGUCCACGACACCCUGCAGUUCGGCUCGGCCACGCUCGAGAACCAGGCCUUCAUCAUCGUGGAGGACGCGGACCUGCCUCCCGAGCGCGAGUGGGACGGCAUCUGCGGGCUCGGGUGGCAGGGGCUUGCCCAGGUCUCCCCGACGCUCUUCGAGAACCUGCAGAGGCACGGCGAGGAGGCGGUGUUCUCCAUCGUGCCGUCCGCGGGCUCCCAGCCCUUCGGCGGCGACAAGACGGCGCACAUGUUGGUGGGGAAGGUGCCGAAGGCCGCGUACAAGGAGGGCACGCUCGCGUGGGUCCCCUGCAGCUCCUACUCCGGCGGCAUUGCCCCCGCCGGCGGGCUGAGUUUCUGGGUCGUCGACGGAGGCCUCAGGAUCCACGCCCCGGAGCCGAUCCCCGCGAGGUUUCUGGUGGACACCGGCACCAACCAGGUGCUGCUCGUGCCGCAGCACCACUACGACGACUUCAUCCGCUCGCUGAUCCCGGCGGGGAAGUUCGACGAGCAGUGCGGGAACGACCCGAGGGCAGGUGUCGUCUGCGACUGCAGCAUCAUGGAGGAUCCCAACAUGAAGCCGCUGCAGAUCGUGCUGGGUGGCCACACUUUCGUGCUGCCGCUGUCGAAGAUGUUCGUGCCGGCGCCGGCCCGCGGGGGCGGGCAGCUGUGCGCGCUCACGAUCCAGCCGAACACCAUGGGAGGCGGAGGCCUGGGCGGUGGCCUGGGCGAGCUCGGCGGGCUCGGCGGGCUGCUGGGCGCCCUGCUGGGCUCCGGGAUGUCCUCCAACAGAGUGGUAUCGAACAAGGUCGUGCCCGGCGCCGCGGCGGCCGCUGCUCCGCGGCGCCCGCCAUUCUCGGUGCCACGCCGGCUGCAGGAGCAGCAAGGAGCGGGCCCCGGCCAGGGCGGCUCGGAGCUCGCCGGCAUCCUCGGCGAGCUGGGGCUCGGCGGCCUGCUCAGGCCCCCGGGGGCGCAGCCCUCCGGCUACGCGCCGCCGCAGCAGGGCGAGUAUCCCGGGCCUGAGCAGGAGCAGGAGGAGGAGGAGGAGGAGGAGGAGGAGGAGGACUCGAACGAGCGGGCGUCGGACGGCUACCCGGGGUCUGAGCCAGCGGACCCCUACGAGCAAGCGUCGCAGCCGUACGGGGACUCAGGCCGCCACGGCAGCGUGAGCGACAGCCUGAGCGGCCUCCUCGGG